Messenger RNA from Melanotaenia boesemani (Boeseman's rainbowfish), 2747 nucleotides. Its product is annotated as signal transducer and activator of transcription 4-like. Lineage: Eukaryota; Metazoa; Chordata; Actinopteri; Atheriniformes; Melanotaeniidae. Gene Ontology annotation, biological process: cell surface receptor signaling pathway via JAK-STAT; regulation of cell population proliferation; defense response. Gene Ontology annotation, molecular function: DNA-binding transcription factor activity, RNA polymerase II-specific; RNA polymerase II cis-regulatory region sequence-specific DNA binding. The transcript has 28 exons. Bases 88 to 2556 code for a protein of 822 amino acids. The record is from RefSeq and is a predicted model, not a curated record.
CUAAGUACUAAGUGCUACGGUCCACUGUUUCGUCUCGCGCCGGGUCGCUUUUUUUUACCUUAACUAAAAGACAACAACUACCAGCGAAUGGCGCAGUGGCAGGAGCUGCUGAGGCUUGACUCUGUACUCCAGGACCGGGUGAGGCAGCUGUAUGAGGGGCAGCUCCCCAGAGAGAUCCGACACUGGCUGGCUGACUGGAUUGAGAACCAGGACUGGGGUUCAGCAGCUGUGGAUGAAAACAAAGCCAGUUCUUGUUUCCAUGCUCUCCUUGGUCAUUUGGAAGAACUGUGGAACCGUUCUGUCCAGGAGAACAACAUCUUGCAAGGUCCAGAUUUCCUAGGGAUGAAGCACUACUUGGUGCAACAUUUUCAAGAUAAGCCAGUCAACUUGGCCAUACUUGUUUCUGAAUGCCUAAAGGAGGAAAAGAAAAUCCUAACUUCUGCCAAUCCUGCAGAGUUUUGCAGCAAUCCAGGGAUGCAACAAAAAAGGAGGAAGCUGGACAACAACGUUGCUGAACUGAAGAUGGAAAUUUUGGAAGUAAAGAAGGAAAUCAAGACACUGGAGAGUCUUAAUGAAAAACUUGACUUCAUACAGAUGACCUGGCAAAACAGAGUGGAAAAUAAUAUCGGACUGGCCCACUCACAGGCUGUUGUGGAAGAAGAGUGUCUUAAGCAGGCAAACUUAAUCACACAAACAAAGCAGGGCCCACUGGAGAAGUCAGUACAGAAUUCUGUGGCUUUUGAGAGGCAGAAGAACAUGGACAACAGAGUUGGGAUCAUCAGAGGCAGCGUACAGUUGAUGGACCAGGCUGUAAAGUACAUUGAGGACAUGCAGGAUGACUUUGAUUUCCGCUACAAGACCCUACAGUCACGAGAAUCAUCAGAUCGCAACUCUGACAUGAUGAAGCAGGAAGUAACAAGACUACAGGAAAUGCUAAACAGGCUCGACUUUAAGAGGAAGGAGAUACUGUCAAAGAUGGAUGUUGUGAUCAAAGAGAUUGAUGACCUGAUGACUUCCCAGCUCAACCCCGAGCUGCAGGACUGGAAGCGCAGGCAGCAGAUCGCUGCCAUCGGUGGUCCACUGUUGACUGGCCUGGAGCAGCUGCAGAGCUGGUUUACUCUGACGGUGCAGAGCCUCUUCCAGAUCAAGCGUCAGCUGGACAAACUGGCGGAGCUGGUUGUGAAGGUUACUUAUGAGAGCGACCCAAUUCCACUGCAAAAACCUCAGCUGGAAGAACAAGUUAAAUACCUCAUCUACCAUCUCAUCAAGAGCUCAUUUGUGGUGGAGAAGCAGCCUUGCAUGGCUGCUCAUCUAGAUAAACCCCUCAUCAUCAAGACUGGAGUACAAUUCACCACCAAAGUCAGCCUUCUGGUCAAACUUCCAGAGGUGGAUUAUCAGCUCAAAGUGAAGACGACAUUUGACAAGGAUCUUCCCCCAGGCAGAGUAAGUCGCCAGUUUUUCAUCCUCACCAACAACACUAAAGUGAUGGACAUUGAGGAUUAUUCAAACGGCUGCCUCUCAGUGGAGUUCAGACACCUGCAGCUGAAAGAGAAGAAAUACAUCAAUGGCACAAAGGGGAAUGAGAGCCUGCUUUCUGUGACAGAGGAACUUCACUCUCUCAGUUUUGAGGCUUGCUUCACUGUCCAAGGCCUCGCCAUCGAUCUGGAGACGUUUUCCCUGCCGUUAGUGGUGAUUUCUAAUGUGAGCCAGCUGCCUGGUGGCUGGGCCUCCGUCAUGUGGUAUAACCUCCUGACCGAUGAACCAAGGAACUUGGUGUUCUUUGGUAACCCACCUCCGGCCAACUGGAGCCAGCUCUCUGAGGUACUCAGCUGGCAGUUCUCCUCCUUUGCUGGACGAGGCCUCAACAAAGAUCAGCUCGCCAUGCUGGGGGAAAAGCUUUUGGGCCAGCACGCCUCCUGUGGUGACUAUCAAGUCUCCUGGUCUAAGUUUUCUAAGGAGAAUAUUUUAGGAAAGCCUUUCAGUUUCUGGAUGUGGUUGGAUUCAAUCCUGGAGCUCAUCAAGAAGCACCUCCAGCCAGUCUGGAGUGAAAACUACAUCAUGGGCUUUGUGAGUAAGGAGAUGGAGCGAGCUCUGCUGAAAGACAAAGAGCCCGGUACCUUCCUCUUACGCUUCAGUGAGAGCCACCUGGGGGGAAUCACCUUCACCUGGGUGGAGCACAGUGACAGUGGUGAUGUAAAGUUCAACUCUGUGGAGCCAUACACUAAAAACGCGUUGAGCUCUCUUCCAUUUGCUGAUAUCAUACGAGACUACAAAGUGAUUUCAGACGGGGUUGUCCCUGAAAACCCCCUCAAGUUUCUCUACCCUGACAUCCCCAAAGAUGAAGCCUUUGGACGCCUCUACAACAGUCAGCCAAGCAAAGUACACCCAUACUUACGAUGUAUCUUCAUCCCCAUCUCAGAACUGCGGUCCAAUGCAAACACCACACCAUGUUCCAGUCAGUCUCCUGAGCCUCCAAUGACUCCAGGGGAGUUUGACAUGCUCAGCGAACAACUGUGCUUCGACAUCGACACUAUGAGCUCUCCAUAUUCAGAGUGAAGCAAGAUAAAACAUCAUAACCAACAACGUUUUCCAUCCUGACUUCAUCCAGUUUCUGUUAAAUGUCUUUAUAAGAUCUUCAGCUUUUUUACAGAGGUUUUGUUGUUUAAUUCUCAUUGUUCGUCCUGCUGCUUUUUAUAUUCCUUCUUUUAAAUAUUCAUCAGUGUUCAUUAAAUAACUUUUUGCUGUCA